AUGAGUUUAUGGGGAGUUUAUCAAGGGCCUCAGCCCCCAAAGAAACUGCUUCAAGAAAUGACUCAACAAGAACAAGCGGAAGAAGGAGCAAAACAAUUUGUAAAUUUUAUGCAAUCAUGUAUUGGUAAAACUAUAAUGGCAGGUGUUUCAGGUUUUGCCCUUGGUGGGUUCUUUGGAUUAUUUAUGGCAUCUAUGGCAUAUGACACACCAAUUGGAUCAUCACCAGUCCAACAUAUCUCGCAAUUACCUUUCAAACAACAAAUGAAAUUACAAUUUGCAGAUAUGGGAAAAAGAUCAUAUAGUUCAGCAAAGAAUUUUGGUUAUAUAGGUAUGGUUUAUUCAGGAGUUGAAUGUACUAUAGAAAGUCUUAGAGCUAAACAUGAUAUAUAUAAUGGUGUGAGUGCUGGAUGUAUAACUGGUGCUGGUUUAGCUUAUAAAGCUGGUCCUCAAGCUUCUAUAAUUGGCUGUGCUGGUUUUGCAGCUUUCAGUUUGGCUAUUGAUAUGUAUUUAAAUAGUGAUGCAGCACCACCUCCAGAGAAUGACUACGAUUUAUAA
This is a messenger RNA of Insectozyma verbasci, 555 nucleotides long. The record is from the annotation of a GenBank genome assembly. Lineage: Eukaryota; Fungi; Ascomycota; Pichiomycetes; Serinales; Debaryomycetaceae.